CCGCUCGUGCCCAACGGCCCGCGGCGACCGUUGGUCCCUCAGCGGCCCGAGGCCGCGGAACAGGCCCCUCGCCCCCCCUCCCCAGGACAUGGCACCGGGGCGACGGGCCCAUCCCGUGGCCGGUUCCCCGUCCCGAUUUUCUAUUUUGUACAUACAUUGUUUUGUAUAUACUGUAUAUGAUGACUUCGGUGGGCAGUGAACGUACCCGGGGCACUCGGGACAAAACGCAAAUUUCAACCACACAGCCAACACAACCACAGAAACAAGUAGUACAGGCAACAGCAGAACAGAUUCGCCUUGCUCAGAUGAUCUACGAUAAGAACGACGCAGAUUUUGAAGAUAAAGUGAAACAACUUAUGGAAGUGACGGGGAAAAACCAGGAUGAGUGCAUAGUGGCACUACAUGAUUGUAACGGGGAUGUGAACAGAGCAAUCAACAUACUGCUGGAAGGAAGUUCAGACACGACUUCCUGGGAGACGGUAGGGGGAAAGAAGAAAAACCUUGGAAAGGAAAGUUCAGAGAACAAAGAGAACAGAGAAAAACGAGGGGACAGAGAAGUGAGUCGUGGACGGGGAAGUUCCAACAGACGGGGAAGAGGAGGCAGCCGUGGCCGAGAGUUUAGAGCUGAAGAGAAUGGAGUGGACAACAAUCAAGGAAACAGGCCUUCAGACCGUGGGAAACGUGGCCGUGGGAGAGGGUUUGGACGUGGCAGAGGGAGAGGAGCGGGGAGGUUUUCAGCCCAAGGCAUGGGGACAUUUAACCCUGCAGAAUAUACGGAGUCUUCUGCCACUGAUGGCUUUGGGACAAAGUCAGAGAUUUGGGAGGCUGGUCAGAAUGAUGCAGAUGAUGGAACUGGAGCAUGGAAAAAUUCAAUAGAAGAGUGGACAGCAGAAGACUGGAAUGAAGAUCUUUCUGAAACAAAAGUCUUCACUGCAUCCUCUGUUCCAGCUGAGAAUCAUGUGACUCCUGGGCAAAGCAUUGAUUUGGUAACGCUGCUUCAGAAGCCUGUGCCUUCUAUCCAAGAGACAGAAGGCAACUCAUUUGAGGUUUCCCAGCAGCAGACCUUCGGCCAAGCCCUAGUCUUCACAAAUUCUCAGCACAGCACACAGAUGGCGUCAGGAACCGGAAGCUCCAGUGCUGUAAACUCUUAUUCUCCUCAAAGUCUGUCUGCAGUUCUGUGUUCUGGCUUUGGAGAAAUCGGAUCCUCUAAAUUGGCAAACUCUACUGGAUCACAAAUCUUGGACCAGUUGAAAUCUCCAGCAUUGGGUCAGUUUACCUCCCAACAAAACAACAGCAGUUCUGCCACCACUACUACAACUACCACAUCUUCCUGGGAUCUAAAACCACCCAUUACUCAGUCCUCAGUUCUUAGUCAGUUUGACUUUAAAUCCCAGCCUGAACCAUCCCCAGUUCUGAGCCAGCUGACCCAACGACAGCAGCAACAAAUGCAGGCAGUUCCUGUUCCUCCUCCUGGGCUGGAGUCCUUCUCCUCCCAGGUAAAACUCCGAGAGACAUCACCAGUAGACACCUCUACAGCUGCCAGCAAAAUGUUACAGCUCCCGGCUGUCUCUGUGGAUAACCAUGCAGUGACUGCCCAUCAAACACAGCAGAAACAGAUAAAACCACCGAAACGGAGGAUAGCUCCAGCGUCCAAGAUUCCUGCAUCUGCAGUGGAGAUGCCUGGAUCAGCAGAUGUGACAGGGUUAAAUGUUCAGUUUGGAGCUCUGGAGUUUGGAUCAGAGCCUGCACUCCCAGAGUUUGGAUCAACUUCAAGCAGUGAGAGUAACAGCCAGGCGACCAACAAUAGCUUGUACUCAAAAUCUGUAAAGUAUGUUGAUCCUUUGAAUACCUCUUUGCCAAUAUCCAGUACAGUACAGGAGUCCACCUAUACAACCUCUGUCAUCACCUCUUCUAGUCUGACCUGCUCAUCCCAGAGCACUAGCCCAGUAACAACAACUUCCUCCUAUGAGCAGACUUCUGUGCAUAGUAGGAUAGCGUACCAAAGCUCCAUGGCUCCGUCUGAAUCAACCCCUGUUGCAGUUACGAAUGGGCACAGUGGUGUUAGAACACAGGCAACUCUUGACACUACUUCGUCAGUUCCAGCGCCUAAGACAGAGCCUUCUCCCUCACUACCUUCUGUUGGUUCUCUGCCUAGCGUGAUAUCCACCACUGCUUCACUUUUGCCUUCAGCAUCGCAGCACGCACCAACGUUGCCCAGCUUGCCUCAGUCCAGUGAUUUGGCCAGCAGCUCACUUUCCCAGUUAAGCAGCUCCCUUUCCAAUCAUCAAAGCAGCCUCUCCCCUGCCUCAGUGUUGUCUUCAAGCACAUCACAUGCACACACUAGUGUUGAGAACACAACUUCGCUCCAGCCCUCGACAACCUUUUCAACUGCUUCAACUUCAGCCACUAGCACCACCUCUUCGGUUGUCAGCAUGGCAAGCAGUAUGAACACUACAAACAGCCUUGGCCUGAGCGUUACCAGUGUGUCUAUACCAGCUGCCACCACGCGGGCAGCUCCCUUAGUGUCUUCAGGCAAAGCUCCCCCAAACCUGCCCCAAGGUGUGCCACCCUUGUUGCAUAACCAGUAUAUUGUGGGACCUGGAGGACUUCUGCCUGCCUACCCACAGAUUUAUGGUUAUGAUGAUCUCCAGAUGCUUCAAUCCAGGCUGCCAAUGGAUUACUACGGAAUUACAUUCCCUGCUCCUGCAACCUUGACAGGCAGAGAUGGGAGCCUUGCUAACAACCCAUACUCAGGUGAUGUAACAAAAUUUGGCCGUGGGGAUUCUGCCUCUCCUGCUCCUGCUACCACGCUCGCCCAGCCACAGCAGAACCAGACACAGACUCACCAUACAACUCAACAGCCCUUCCUCAACCCCACUCUGCCCCCGGGGUACAGCUACACUGGGUUACCUUAUUAUGCUGGUGUGCCUGGCGUACCCAGCGCAUUCCAGUAUGGGCCAACCAUGUUUGUCCAUGUCUGUCCUGUGCUGAGGGCUCCAGAGCUGGAUGCAGUACUCCAGGUACCUCCAGCAUCUGCUAAACAGCAUGGAGUCAACCUGAACACCGCCUCGACUCCUUUCCAGCAGGCGAGUGGUUACGGGCAGCACGGCUAUGGGGCAGGCUAUGAUGACUUAACGCAGGGAACGGCAGCUGGAGAUUACAGCAAAGGAGGCUACAGUGGGUCAUCUCAAGCACAAAACAAAUCUGCUGGCACUGGACCUGGGAAAGGUGUUUCUGUGACCUCAAGUAACACAGGUGUGCCUGAUAUCAGUGGCUCAGUCUAUAACAAGACUCAGUGGGGCUUCUCACACCAGUCUCUGACGCUGUCCCCCUCGCCUCCCGUGCAGACGUUUGACAAGCAGGGAUUCCACGCUGGCACGCCGCCUCCUUUCAGCCUGCCCUCUGCUCUCGGAUCGACUGGGCCCCUGAACCCUGGUGCUGCCCCAGGUUAUGCUCCAGCCCCGUUCCUCCAUAUCCUGCCCGCACAUCAGCAGCCUCAUUCCCAGAUGCUGCACCACCAUCUUCAGCAAGAUGGGCAGGGUGGAUCUGGCCAACGCAACCAACCCAGCACCAUGCAGCAAAAGUCUCAGGCUACCAAAACCGCCUAUGGCACUUCUCCAUACUGGACAAACUAAAUCUGAAUCUGGGGAGGGGGGAGAGAUUGAAAGGAGAGGAGGAGAAGGAGAGAAAAAAAAAAAAAAAUAAAAAGAUAAUAAAAGAGAAAAAGAAUAAAGCUGUAGCCCAUUCCUGGAAUUAUUAGGAGAAGUAACAACUGCUCAGCCAAACGUCUGUGCGGGGAGAACUGCAGCCAGUCAGCCAUCCUCUGUGUGACUCACCCGCUUCCUCUUUGAGUUGCUGUUGUAUGUAAUAUAUUUAUGUAUGUAUUUGUAAAUGUAAUAGAGCCUAAAUGUGGGUUUAUGCAUCUUGCAGCCUGUUUUAUUUUCUUUGUAGGAAAACUAAUUAUUCAUUUCACAUCUGAACCAGGGCAUCCUUCCUUGUUUUUUUGAGCUCUAUGGGCUUUAUACCUUUGUCAAACUGCGCCUUCUUUUGGAGCCAGAGCCCAUGUAUUUAAUGCAGUUCUAAAUUCAGGCAAAUAAGGAGGCCUGGUCCACCCCCUUGAAAAAAGAAUCAAGAUGUCCUCUGUUUUGAUUUCUGCCUCCAGCCCCCAGUAUAGCUGUUACUUUAAAGGGCUGUGGGCCUUCCCCUUUCUUUUGUUUCCCCCUCACUUUUGCUGUGGAAGAUGAGCACUCCUGGGCAGUUUGGUCACUGUGGCCAUGAGCUACAGCCUCACCUUUUCAAUUUUUGAAUAAUCAAUAAUAAAGACAGGGUUUUCUUUUCUGUUCGUGGUGUUUUUUUUUUUUUUUUUCUUUUUUUUUUUUUUUUUUGUUUCUCUACCACGAGACUUCGGAUGGCUCCUUGUGUCCUGGAACCUCCUUUCCAUCAUUAGAAGCAAAAACUGUGUAGCGGUUUCUUAAAUAAAAGUAUAAGCUGUGUCUUGUACCUCUUUCUGCCCUGAGCCGCCCUGCGCAGGAAAGCCAGAGCUGCUGGAUGGAAACUUCACCUGUCCCUCCCCACUUUUUUAAAACAAAGACCCUGGAGCCAACUCCUGGCUGUCCUUGUCCUGCACCAGUGCAGUGAAUGUUCUAGGAGUCUCAUUUCUUUCUAGCCCUUCCUCCACCUAAUAAAAAUCUGAACAUA
This is a messenger RNA of Columba livia (rock pigeon), 4698 nucleotides long. RefSeq names its product ubiquitin associated protein 2 (gene UBAP2). Gene Ontology annotation, cellular component: nucleus; cytoplasm. The record is from RefSeq and is a predicted model, not a curated record. The transcript is spliced from 29 exons. Gene Ontology annotation, molecular function: protein binding. Bases 177 to 3635 code for a protein of 1152 amino acids. NCBI's taxonomy places the organism in Eukaryota, Metazoa, Chordata, Aves, Columbiformes, Columbidae.